Molecule: messenger RNA, 676 nt
Organism: Anneissia japonica
Lineage: Eukaryota; Metazoa; Echinodermata; Crinoidea; Comatulida; Comatulidae
Exons: 3
Coding region: 272-661 (129 amino acids)
Cellular component (GO): membrane
Source: RefSeq, a predicted model, not a curated record
GGCACUUUAUCUGUAUUACUUCUCUCCACCCAGGUGUAUAACUGGGUACCUGAGGAGGUUCAAGUGCAAAAUGCGCUGAUAUAUUUCAUGUAGCAAACUAUGGAAUUUACCCAUAGGCAUCGUUUCAAUGACUGAGGUAAUAAUGUGGAAAAGCGACAAUGUCUGCGUGCUAUCCCAUAUGUAUAUCUUGUUUAUACCAUAUUUCUGCCUUAUCGUUUACAAUUUUUAUAAACAAUAUUUAUAUUUUUGAUUACAGUAUAUCAUAGCGCUGAUGGUCAUGUUUGUUAUCGAAAUUAUAGGGGGCGUUACAGCUUUGUCUUUUUACACACAGGGAACAAAUGAUUUGGAGCGAGUGAUGUUAGAAACCGUACAACAUGGGUUCGGGAUUGGAGGUAAUGAAAACGCCCAAGAGGAUAACACAUUCGCAUGGAAUAAUGUUCAAGAGCAGUAUGAUUGUUGUGGAGUAAUAACCGGCCAGUCUGGACCUCCAGUGUACCUAUAUUCACAAUGGUGGAGAGACCAACCUGUUAUAUCACGUGCUAAAGUUCCUUUGUCUUGUUGCAAAGAAGGAAGCAAUGGAGAACCAGAAGAUCCAAGCCACUGUCAAAGUGAGACUACGGACUACAGUCAAGUGUACAGCACGGUAACUUACCAAUUAUGAAAUGUAGUCCUAUCC